AUGGCAACGGCCAUGGAGGCAAGCGAUGCUACCGGCAUCCCCCUCCAAGAAGAACAACCUGAACGAGAGGACUGGGUAGAAAUACGCAGGCGAAGAUUCAAAAGGGUCAAGCCACAAAAUACCGAGGCCACAAUCUCAGUCUCUCAACUGACGCCGCAGAAGGCCCUAACUAGACAACCAAGACUACCUCCGCUCCCUCGAGACGAUUUUAAAAUUAUUAUUCGCCCGCGAGGAGCCUUAAAUCUUGCCAACCUCGAGACUAUCCACCUCUCUCGCGCCAUCGCGGAGAAAACUCGGCAACAUACCCGCGACCGACCAAACUCGACAACAUUCCAAGUCCGCAUGGACAGAAUACAAAAUAUCGCCAUCGCAAGCACCCCAAGUGAAGACCUGGCCCGACACAUCAGAGACAUUCCAACCCUGCGUUUUGGUGACAACGAAUAUGAAGUUACCGCUUAUAUUGCCGCCCCCGACGACUCGGCUCGCGGCGUGGUGCGUGGCAUUCCGCCCGAGACCACUGGCCAAGAACUAAUCGACAAUCUCUACUCGCCGGGCUAUGAAGUUCUUUCAGCCCGAAUGAUCGGAAAAACAUCGACAGCUCUUAUUACUUUCACCGGCAAGCAAUUACCGAAAUAUGUCAUCUUCGAGCACGCAGCACUUCCAUGCAGUUGGUAUCUACCUACCCGUCACGCCUGCUACAUAUGCCACGAGAUCGGUCAUCGCGCUGAUGUGUGCCCAAACCCGGACACUGUUAAGGCCACAAAGGACGGGACCGAGGCAACGGUCUUCCUCAAGACCAAGGUCCAAUUCCAGGACACGAUCAAGCAACCCACAAUGCGACAACGCACCAGCAGCACUCUGUCAACCAACAGACAACAACAGGAUGAGCUGGGCAGCGCGGCUAUUCCCACAAAACAACCAAAAGAGGCAGACCACUUCCUCUUCGUCCUGCGCGCCGGAUACCCCUCCCAGGUCAUACUCGCAAUCAAAUCACAUCCGGGGAAAAAAACAACUUCACCAGUGUCAGCUUCCGAUGAAGUGGCUGUAAUCCCCGGACCCACUGGCCCCAUGCCCUCGCAAAUAGAAACAGGACUAGGAGAAACACUCGUACAAUCACAACAACAAAUGCAGCAGCAAAUCAUUCAGAUCCAGCAGCAAAUGCAGCUGUCCCAAGAGCAGUCCCAACAACAGCUGCAAGAGAUGAAACAGGCGCUCCAGCACCUUCAUACUCUCAUUAACACUGAAGAUACUGACCACGCAAACCGCAAAAAACAAAAACAUGCCUCUCUUCGUCAAUACAUAUGCGAUGCCGAAACCCUCCCUGAUGUCAUAGCAAUUCAAGAAACCGGAUCGGUCCCAUCGCAAUCCGGCUACAACUGUCAUACAACGUCCGCCGAUAGUAGAGUCGCCACACUCACUGCCAAAUCACUCACCACUGUUCUGCACCAAAUUGAUGGCAGUAACAUCGACCAUAACCUUAUCGAGAUCCUGCCUGCAAAAAGGGGUCAGAUGAGUAUUUUCGUGCUCAAUGUCUACAGUCCACCAAGUCGACGAAAGGAGAAUUUUGCCUACCUGCUCGCCGCGACUUUCAAACUAGCCAAGCAGAACGGCGUCGUCAUCCUGGGCGACUUUAACGCGGCGCACCCAGCUUGGGGAUACGGCAAGGCGACCGUGAAAGGCAAUAAAUUGUGGGAGCUCAUCCAUCAACAGGGCCUCACAGUACACACAGACCCUGCCUGCCCUACCAGGAUUGGCAACAGUGUGUCGCGUGACACGUGCCCCGACUUGACAAUGACCAAGAGGCUCGCAGACGCUGAAUGGUGCAACACCGAGGAAACGCUCGGAAGUGACCACUGCAUUCUCAUCACUACGGUCCCCCUCAUUCGCAAGAACUCCUACAUCAAAAAGACACGACUCGUUAAUUGGGACGAGUUUCGUAAGCAGAGAGAAACCACUUCCACUUCAGAGAUCAUUUCCUGCGACGAAUGGGUGAGCGCUCUACAACACGACGUCUCCGCUUAUGCCAAAGAUAUCAUGUUAACCGACGAACGACAAGCCGUUGACCCCCACUUACUCCAUCUGUGGGAAGCUCGACGAAGCUUGAUCAAGCGAUGGCGUCGGCAGAAGCACAACAGGACCCUCAAGAUUCGGAUAGCAAGGCUCACAGAGGAGGCCGCUGAUUACGCUGUGGACCUCAUGCAACAGAACUGGCAACAGUUCUGCAACAGCCUACAGGGCACCCUGGGCACCGCCAAAACCUGGUCCCUGAUGCGCCACCUGCUUGACCCCACCAAGAGCAAGUCAGCCACCCGGCAUAUUAUCACAAAACUCCUACAUCAAUAUCCAGGGACAAGCAAGGACAUUCUCGACGCUCUGUGGGACAAGUACAUAGGGCAACAACAUCCGCCCUCUCAGCCCAUGGAAUACUGUGGUGCCCCCAACGCGGACCUUGAUAAUCCCAUCACUUUGGCCGAAUUGAAUCAAGCCAUCCAGGCUCUUACCCGCAAUACCACCCCCGGUGCGGACAAGAUUACAAACCGUAUCAUUCGAAACCUAGACGACCCUUCCAUCCAAGCCCUCACCAAUUUCUUUAAUCAGCAUUGGGAGGAAGGCACAUUACCGGCAGCGUGGAAACAUGCCGAUAUCAUCCUGAUCCCCAAGACCGGCAAACCACCCAAAUUGGAGAACCUGAGGCCCAUCUCUCUCACUUCAUGUAUUGGGAAGCUAUUCGAGCACGUGAUACUCAACCGGCUCCAGCCAUACGUCGAGAACAACAACCUCCUACCACCGACAAUCUUCGGCUUUCGUCCGCACCUCAGUACGCAAGACAUCCUCCUCCAACUACACGAGGAUAUCAAUCGACAAGUCUCCGCUCACAGCACUAGAGCCAUCCUGACGCUGGAUCUGAAGGGGGCAUUUGACAAUGUGAGUCACGACAUCAUACUUACCAAUCUCAGUGAUCUAAACUGUGGUCAACGAACCUUUGCUUACAUUCAAGCAUUUUUACAAAACCGCACAGCCACGAUCGGCAUUGGCGACCUUCGGACCCAACCUCUCCCCACUCCCAACAGGGGAACGCCACAAGGAGCGGUUCUGUCGCCUAUGUUGUUUAACGUGGCGAUGAUGAAGCUCCCUGCCCAACUCGCAGAAAUAGAGGGUGUCUAUCACGCCCUCUACGCCGAUGAUAUUACUAUCUGGGCCACCUCCGGCUCUGACGGGGAGAUCCAAGAUGCCUUACAGCGCGCGACCGACGUGGUUCAACGGUAUGCACGUGGUGGGGGUCUUCAAUGUGCGCCUGAAAAAUCGCAGCUGCUCAUUGUAAAGAAGAAAUGCCGGAACAAUUCUUAUGAUCCGCCACAGCUUACUCUCACACUCGAGAAUCAAGUCAUUCCGCAAGUGACAUGCAUUAGGAUUCUCGGCCUCUUUCUCCAACAAGACGGCGGAGGAUCACACGCGCUUCAACGUCUUACGCAUACCACGAAUCAAAUCCUUCGUAUGAUGGGACGAAUUGCCAACAGACGACACGGCCUGAAAGAGGAAGACGCUACCCGUCUCAUCCAGGCACUCAUCAUUAGCCGUGUAACCUACUCUGUCCCCUAUCUGACCCUCAAACCUCGGGAACGAGAAAAACUCGAAGUACUGAUUCGCCGGUCUUAUAAACAAGCCCUCGGUCUUCCACCCGGAACCUCGACACCACGUCUCUUGUCUCUCGGCAUUCACAAUACCGUCGAAGAGCACAUUGAAGCACACCUCACAGGUCAACGCGAACGUCUCAAGCUAACACCUGCAGGCAGGCAGGUUCUAACUCGUCUGGGCUAUCCAAUUCAAACCCUGGGCCACAGUGAAACAAUUCCCCUCACUGCUGCUUAUCGCACCAAAAUUUCAGUUGCUCCAAUACCCAAAAACAUGCACCCCGAGUUCCAUCAGGGGAGACGACAGGCUCGCGCCCGCACUCUUCAGAAGAAACUUCAAUAUGCCCGCCACGUCAGAUACACUGACGCCGCCAGUUACCCGGGUCGACUGGCCAUGGCUGUCAGCGUAAUCGACGAAGACAUGCGAGAAUUACCCUUUAAGGGUGAACAGAGUAUACAAGCUGGCGCUGGGCUACAUCCACCAACCUCGACGGAGAGGGUCAUGCAACUUUAG
Ixodes scapularis (black-legged tick) is the source of this 4146-nucleotide messenger RNA. RefSeq lists its product as uncharacterized. The coding region runs from base 1 to 4146 and encodes 1381 amino acids. Lineage: Eukaryota; Metazoa; Arthropoda; Arachnida; Ixodida; Ixodidae. The record is from RefSeq and is a predicted model, not a curated record. The transcript has 5 exons. Gene Ontology annotation, molecular function: zinc ion binding; nucleic acid binding; catalytic activity.